This is a messenger RNA of Boleophthalmus pectinirostris (great blue-spotted mudskipper), 6546 nucleotides long. RefSeq names its product TLC domain containing 4b (gene tlcd4b). The record is from RefSeq and is a predicted model, not a curated record. NCBI's taxonomy places the organism in Eukaryota, Metazoa, Chordata, Actinopteri, Gobiiformes, Gobiidae. The transcript is spliced from 8 exons. Gene Ontology annotation, cellular component: membrane; endoplasmic reticulum. Gene Ontology annotation, biological process: lipid homeostasis. The coding region runs from base 1923 to 2729 and encodes 268 amino acids.
UGCAUCUAAUGUUUUUUUAGUCACUCUGAUGUUAAAGAAAGUUUAUACUGUGUGUAUUGUAGGUUGCCUUUUGAGGACCAGAUUAUCAUAUUAUUUUCUAAUGUUAGUGCACUACAUCAUAGACAAGUCUUAAUACGAUCUAGCCUGUUAUCUGGUUCAGUGUAUAAAGUCCACAAAGCAAAGUGACCUUUGUCAUAGAAGUUGACUCGCCUGUCCUGUGCAGCUGGAGUAUUGACAGCUGUCUGCUCUCGCUCAAAUUUUUUAUACAUAUAAGAUGUACGUUUUUACAAUGAAAGCGAUCUUUAUUUUAAAAGUUAAUUUGUUUUAUACUGUAAUUCUGUACUGCAAUAUUUUCAGGGAAAGCAGUGUCUUGGAAACAGCUGCGUGUUUAAUGGUCAGAAACCUGUAUUUGUGUCUGCUUCCUCUGUGAAGUAUCGCCUCAGCUGCCCCGAGCUAACUUGACAAAUGAGAGUCUGGUUUGGUCCAUUACAUCAGAAGUGCUUUUUCUGCUUGUGCCUUUUAUUUCCUGUUGUUCAUACACAGUUAGCAUGACACUAGGCAUCGCCGAGUAUAAAUAGCCUGAUGUAGGCUGCAGUGCACAUGCUUUAAGUGUCAUGUGCCGCAAGGAGCUGGACGUGGUCUGUGGCUUUGCCCAGAGGAGAGUUUCUCAACACUUGAAAUGCUGUGCCUGGUGCAACCUGCAGUACUGUUUGCACAAUCCUAAUCUGGAAUAAAUGGCUGUAGAUUGCUCUCCGCGUAAGGCCCCAUGUUAGGUUUAUCUGAACACAGAGCUGUGGUUUGUGCUUUGUGCACAAGUGGCUUUGGCAACAAAGACUACAAGUAAUACAGUUUGGCCUCAGCGGUGCUCUCUUUUGUGGGAGUAAAUUGGACCAAAGGCAUAGUUCCCUUUUUGAGAAUGAGGGCGCUAUAUGAAUGACAGGACUUGUAUUGCCAUGACACAGUUUAAUAAAAAUCAAUUUUCAUAACAAAUGCAGUUUGCAGUGCCUGGAUUUCUUUUGGAUGUACAGUGUGUAUGUCUCCUCUCUAAUCUGUGUUUUUUACACAGGUUAAAUCUGUCAGAACAAACUACUGAGGUUGUGGUAUGGCACUAUUCUACAUUGCAGCGUGAAUGUGAAAGAGGCUCAGGGAUCAGAACACAUGGAUUUAGGAUUUAUUAUUGAGUUUGUCAAUAAUCAAUUAAUCAUGAUUUAUCCAGUUAGUUGUUGCAGUCCUUAAUACAUGUGAUGUUACUUUAGUGUUCAUAUUUAAUUCUGUCAGACAUCGAUACGACUGUGUUAAAACCUGUGCUUCAGUUUAAACGGAAUCUUAAUGUUUAAACAUAAAUGUAAUUAUCCCUCCAAAAAUCAGUAACUACUGCGUCUUGACCUUUGGUUUACCUCACAUUAAAUGCACAGUCAACAGUAAUGAAAAGGUCCAUAUGGAUAUUGCCGUCAUCUGAGCAGAACAUGAAGUGCAUCCCCGUCAGUCUAAUGAAGUGAAUGUGCUCGUCACUGUAGAGUUCAGUUUGGCCUGUGAGUGGCCUCCUCCUCAUACAGCCUCAUGUGACAGGAGUAAUCCCCAUGCUCCCAGAGUAAGCCUUUGUUCAGUGCUGACAGGUGCAGACAGGGCUGGCAGGUGAAGGCACUUCCCUCACGGCUGAAGGAGGAAGUCUGUCAAUCAAAGAGGCACAGAAUGAGAGGAGUCUUACACCAAAGACCAGAAUACACUCUUCUGCAAUACUAUACAGAGAUGUGAGUUUGGUCACCGGGUCUCCCAGAGUUCAGAUGGGCAUAACUGACAGAUGGAUUAGCCAAUCAGAAGCACACACAGUUCAUCAGCAUUAAAACAAACAUGACUGUGUAAGGACCAGACUGAUCUCUCUCUGUAUGUGGACUUGCCAAAAGAUUUUUCAACAGUGAGUAAUGGACACGAGAGAGCUGAAGGUGGUGGUGGGCAGCUUCACGGGGUUCCAGCUCCUCUGCUCGGUGGUCAGCCCACUCCUCUCCGCCGCCAUCUCGCCGGGAUAUGCUCAGCUGCCCUCCCCCAAGCACAUCGAGUGGAACUCCCGGAUGGUGUCCACUGUCCACGCCCUGAUUGUAGGCUUCUUUUGUUUAUACAUCCUGUGGUUCGACGAUGCAGUCAACGCUAACCCCGUCUGGGGUGACCCCAGCCUUGUCAAGUUAAAUGUAGCCAUAACAUGUGGCUACCUUCUCUAUGACCUUGUGCUGCUUGCAUGUAACUGGAGCACUAUGGGAGACAGCUUCUUCGUCUGCCACCACUUGGCGGCGCUCUAUGCAUAUGGAUAUGUGCUGACCCGCGGUGUGCUUCCAUACUUUGCCAACUUCCGUCUGAUAUCAGAGCUUUCCACCCCAUUUGUAAACCAAAGGUGGUUCUUCGAGGCGUUAAAAUACCCGCGCUCAAAUCGUAUGGUGGUACUAAACGGAUUGGCCAUGGCUGUGGUUUUCUUCUUGGUGCGUAUAGCGGUCAUGCCUUCAUACUGGGCCAGUGUCUUUGCCACCUUCGGCACUCCGGAGUUUGAGAGGCUGGGUUUUGGUGCCCAGGUGGCAUGGAUCACCUCCUGUAUCGCCCUGGACAUCCUGAACACCAUCUGGAUGUACAAAAUCACACGAGGAGCUUACAAAGUGCUGAUGGGCACAAGAGGGAGGAAGGGGAAGGACGCAGCCGAGUGUUCAGAUAAAAAAGACCACGUCAAUAAUCACACAGACUGAGUCUCCACAGAGCAAAUGUGAUGUUGAGCAGAACUCAAUAAACGUCCUUCAGUCUUCUGAAAGUAAGUGGUGUAGUGGGCUGGGACUCCUCAGGGUGCUCCCCAACAGGAGGCGAUUCUUCACUCCCUCUGGCACCAGCCGUGGAGGUCUCAGAGCUCCAACGGUUCCACCAAGCUCUAUGGUACACUGUCACAUGAUGUACAGUAUAUGGAAUUAGAAAUCAGGCUUUGUUGCAAGUAGCUUCUUCAACAUUGUUCAUAGUCAGAAUCCUACAAUACAACUCAGGUGUUUUGCCAAAAUCAAAGCAGCUGCUAAUAAGACUGAAUCAUCAGAAUCAUAUCAGAUUGUUUUCGCUGGCAUUGAUUUUUCACAAAAUCAAGUAUACUUUGGUGUCUGCGAUGUAAGUCCCAAAUCUGUUUAGGAAAAAAGAACUGCACAUAAGGUUCACUGGUUUAACUUAAGUUUAGUUUACUGGUAUACCAGUACUGUCUGUUCAUAGACAUUUGUAUCCAUAACCAAAGCUGAAAAAGUGUCAAACAAAAAUGUAGUUGUGCAAAAGUAUAAACGAUGCAAAACAUUUCUGCACUACUGUGCUGGCAGGGCACUAUUCAUUACAUUCAGUGUAUAUUAUAUAUAUUAUUAUUGUGGCCUUGCAUCUCAAGUAAAGCCUGCCAAAGCUGCAGCAAUAUGUAAACAUGUCCCUGUUCAAACCACUAUGGUUUGUUGAAGGGAUCUACAGAUGUACUGUACCGCUUGGUGGAAACCGAUUAUAUUUGAAGAUAAGAGCUUAAAGCACACUUUUUCUGGCUAUGUCCAUCUCUCUCUCCCACAUCAGUCCUGUCCACCAUAAACUUCAGCCAAAGUCCAAUCCUCUGAAGUGCCUGCGGACGACAGGAAAGCAAUAAUGCCCCCAGCGCCGCUCCUCUCUGUCUGCCCAGCCAACACCUGUCGGUGCACAGCCCUGCGCAGUCUGGAUCUAUAGUGAUCUUUAGUGAUCUUUAGGGCUCCUGUCUCUACACACCUGACACGUGGCUAACUGUAGACAGAACAACACCACAAUGCCUCACCUGCUGGUGCCUCCUCCCUCAACAGAAUGGCGCUGCCUCGAUCACCAGCCCUCUGGACUCUUUGUAAAACUGUACAUCUUUUUAUGAGCAGACUAUAUGCAUGUCAACGGAGAAGCAUGACACUGUCAUAUUAACCCAUCGGACCAUGUUGCCUUUUCAGUAUUCUUCAUUUGCUACGCUCCUCAUAACAUGUUUUGGUUAUUUGUGAUACAGCCUCAAAAUUGACACACAUGCGCUCAUGUCUCAUUUCAGUCGCAUUUUGCCUUGAAUUUGUCUUGUGUUCUACCUCUCUCAUUGACAAAGACUCACUUAGUGGUUCGUAGUAUCAUGGUGGUUCAGAAGGUUUACCAGUUCAACAUCUCCACAGUUGAUUCCAGCAAAUGCAGAGAAAAAGUGCUACCACUUAAAGCACAAAGCUCCCUCGUACCCCCAUCUGUGCCCCUCCUGUUGCGCCAAAUCUCACUGAAAUGAAAAAGGAUUCCUUCACAGUAUGGGGGGGAAAGUUUGGAAUAUGAUUUCCAGUUCUGCUAAAGUUUAAAAAAGAAAUGGGGCUGAAAAUGUUUCCAAAAUAUUCUCCCUAAACCCCAUGACACUUGGGAUUUAAGUGCAAUUGUCACAACAAGUCCCACUGUGCGAGUGGAAUUGAGUGCUGUUGCCCUUAAACAGUCAGGUGGCUUGAGGAAGAAGGAAAAAGUAAAUACAAAGUGCAACAAAACAUCAACUUGGUUUCAAUGUUGAAAACUGGUUUUAUUAUUCAGUACAACUGUAGCAGGCUCUACUUUAAUGUGUUGCUGGCAAAUUCUAUUUAUGCAAUACCUGGAUACAGGUCAGGUGCAUUUUCAUAAUUUUGUUCAUCUUGGCUCAGCCUAAUGCACUAUUUUAACAGUAUAUUUAAUCUCAGCUUUGAGACCUGGACUGUUGCCCAUAUUUGGCUUUGAAUGUGUAAAGUUAAAGAUUACCGAGCUCAUAUACAUCACAUUAUACAUUAUACAUUCAGCUUUUAGAAUGUAGAUUUACGCCAUGAUUGUACGUUGCAUUGUACCUCUUAAAUUCCUAUAGGAGCCCUGCAAAUGUUUCUCUGCACUUGUUGGCUGUACAAACCAACUAUGGUGCUGCAAACCAUCUGGAUAAAGCUCAUUGUAGCCCAUUAUAAUGUGUACAAAUGUAAAUCAUCUAUAGAGCAUGGAAUGCUAUAUUUUUGUGGCACCUUAGUGAAUAGUAAUGGCAGUAAUCUCCUGCCACAAAGCCUUUUCAGACACUGUAUGCAUGUUCUUCUCUUCAUUCCCUGCAUGCUGGACUAUACCGUACCUUUCUGCAUGUGGAUCAUUUGCACCAGUCUGUAUUUUGUAGACAACAAUCGCUACACUUUUCCCAGACAGAUUUCAAACCAAUUCUUCAAUCGUUUCUACAACGCUUGCAUGUUUACUCUUUAUGCUGCAGCCUGUCCUGAUCUGAGAAUGUGGACGUUCACUGUGUUCACCCUAAAGCACACUCCCCACGGAGCAAUACAAUAGUGUGAGCUCUCCGUUAAUUCUGUCUGACACCACAGAGGGGCGCUGCAGGACCUGUGCCUUCUACAAACGCUGGCUGUGAAUGAUGCAGUUGAGUCAAAAUUGCAUGAACUUUAUAUGUUUCUCCUGUCUUCAAGUCUGAUUUUUUUUGUUCCACUGGAGCACUAUGGGUAACUGUAGUAUUGAUAUAUGUUCAAAAUCAUAAUUCUACAAUACAGAAAGUGCAAGUGAGCUUGUGGUCUUGCAAGAUUUUCCCACUUGUAAAAGUUCUUCCCAUUUUAUAGCAACAUCUUGAAUCUCUGUGGGAUGUCGUGUUUAUCUUGUUCAGUAGUGCCCCAGUGGAAAAUCCCCAUAAUAUGCAUUUUAAAUGUGUAUACAAUUUUUCUAAUCUGCCUGCACAAUGACUAAUCCGGCCAAGUAUUAUUCGAAUCCAAAGCCGAAGACUGGACUAUUUGUGAAUGUGUUUAACCUUUACGUGGCAUUACCGCAUCCGAAAUCCUAAUCUAUUUUUGCAAUCUGUAGAUAUUUACACACGGGGAGGCUCACAUCUCACUUCUAUCUCCGUGGCCUCCUCUUUUCCAAACUGUGAAUAGUUGUAGAAUCAAACUGGAUGCUGCUGGCGACUGUGGCUCCCGUGCACAACACUAGCAUCAUAAUAAUUCUAUUGCGACCAGGACUUCUGGUACUGCAGGGUUUUUUACUCUUAUGUAUUUCAACCUCUAUAUUCGAAUUGAGCAAAUAAACAAAAGUAUAUGCUUGAAUGAGAAGGCUGCUGCUAUUAAAGGCCGUCUUGUGUUCUAGUGUACGGAGAACACUAUGAGAAAGACUUUGAUGAUUAUAUGAAAUACGGUACGUCCACGUUUGAACAAUUACAGCUGGUAUUAUGUAUUGCUGUAAAUCUGUAUAUCUAAUUUUGGUUUCUCAGUGUAAACAACAUUCACUUUCUGUAAUAAUAUUGUAAUCGUAACUGUUUGAUUGCAACGGUUAUGCUAAUCAAAUGAACUGUCUUAUGUUCCUAUUAUUUUAUUUUUGACUUUUAAAGCAAUGCAAUUUUUGAUUAUUUUGAUCCAUACUUUUCUUGGGGAAUUUUAAUGUGAAACAGGCUACACUACUUCCAGACCCACACAACGGGCCGGAGUGAAAUUUACGAUGACCACUACUAAUGAUGGUAGACGUGUAGUGCUGAAAACUGAGACUUACUUGAAAGUUUUGAUCUUCAAUAAAGUUGAAGAUAAUCGA